Molecule: messenger RNA, 1277 nt
Organism: Stomoxys calcitrans (stable fly)
Lineage: Eukaryota; Metazoa; Arthropoda; Insecta; Diptera; Muscidae
Gene: Pex14
Product: peroxisomal membrane protein PEX14
Exons: 3
Coding region: 223-1083 (286 amino acids)
Biological process (GO): protein import into peroxisome matrix, docking
Cellular component (GO): peroxisomal membrane; peroxisomal importomer complex
Molecular function (GO): signaling receptor binding
Source: RefSeq, a predicted model, not a curated record
AGGCCCCGGCUUCGUUCACUGUAUCGACUGCCAUAAAAACCGAAAAACAAAAAAGAAAUUAAAUUAAUAAAUUAAUGAGGCAAACACCUAUCCAAUAACUAAAGAUAAGUGAUAUAAGAAAACAAAUUACGAAAGAAGAAGAGAAAUAGUGCCGUUUAGUUCUUUGUCUUUACAUUUUACAAGUGGUUUAAAAUUAAUCUCGCCGUAGAAUUAAGUAUAAAUAUGUCAAAUAACACAGAUUCCGUGUUAUUUGACAAUACCAUGGAACAAGGCAACAACGAAGGAUGUGGUGAGGCGGGAUGUAUUGAGGCUCCACGUGAGGCUUUGAUAACUACUGCUGUUAAUUUUUUAACAAAUUCCAAAGUACGCCAUACUACGCUAGUACAAAAACAACAAUUUCUACGGUCCAAAGGUCUUACAGAAAAAGAGAUACAGAUGGCCUGCGAAAGAGCCGGGGUGUUUACACAAGAUCCCAAUGCUCCGACCGUAAUUAAUAUGGGCAUAAAUGCCACACAAACUCAUGCUCAACUUGCCAUACAGCCCAUGAGGACUACAGCUUUGGGCCGUCUCAAAGAGAUAUUGCAUUCAAUGGCCCUAUUAGGCGGAGUGGCAUAUGCAAUAUAUGCUUUCUGGAAGAAAUUCUUGGAACCGUUUUUAUUUGGCAACAAAAAGAAGAAAACCACAGACGAAGCUUUGUCAGAUAUUGACCAAAAAGUUGAUACUCGCAUUGGAGAAGUCAAAACAGAGUUGACCCAAGUCAAAGAGUCCUUGGCUAGGGAACAACGCGAUCAAACCCAACAAUUUAUGCGAGAAUUUAAUCAAUUUAAGAGCGAUUUGGAGGCUAUCAAAGGUUUAUUAUUGAAUCGUAAACAAUUCGCUUCACCCCUGGUGUCUGGCGUUGUAGGUGGACCUGCUUCUAUACCAGCUUGGCAACUGUCUUCGUCUUCUCCCCACCACCUACGUCAUCACAAAGACAGUCAAUCGGAUGAUAAUGAGAAAAAUGAUGAUGUAGGCUCCGGCUCAGGCUCAUCCGAGACCGAGGUGGUAACCAAAAACAGUGAUUCCAGCUUAGAAAUUAUGUAAAAUCAUACAAAAUAGGCUUAAUUUUCCUUAAAAAAAAGCAACUGCAUACAUUUAUAUAUAUAUGAAAGAUGCACACAAUAAUUGUGUGAAUGUUCUUCUAGCGUAUUUAUUUACUGAAGUAAAUAGAUUAUGUAUCUGGUCUGAUAAGAUUGUGUUAAGGGCAAUAUACACUGAAAUUAAUUAUGUGUUUGUAA